UUUAUAAUGACCGCUAAUUUUCAUGCUUCUUGGAAACCUCUUAAAGAAGUUGACAUUCGACUGCCUGAAAACACAGUAAAAGGCGCUGUCCAAUUAGACCCAAAUAUUGCAAAUUACUUCCCGAGCAAUUUUGGGUUCAGGAAUCAAGGACCUAACUCUACAGCAUUCAUCACGUUAGAUAAAAAAAGCGAGGAUCUUUCUGAUCUUGUCAACCGUUUGAGUAUUGAAUUAAAACUGCCACAUACUGGUGAAAAUCUUUAUGCGUUGAGGUUCGACCCCAAAGAGAAUGAUGGUGCUUUUCUAACUGAUGAGAAUCGCGACCUUAUACGUCAAGGAUUUAUGUUUUUUCUCACUGCGUCACCCGAACGGUACGCGUUGACCAUUCUUGCACAGUUGAAAAAACUAAGUUCUGGUUCGCGAACUACUGAAUUAUAUACAGUGUUAACAGAUCUUAUCUCCAACAGUGCUCAUGCCACAUUUGCUUCGGAGUUCCAUCGCAUCGGUGGUGUUGAAUUCCUUAUUGAAACCUUUCAAAGCAAUAAUUUUUCUGACAACCUCUCAAUUCGCGCUGACGUUCUUCAAGCAUUGUUCCUUUUGAUGGAGCAUCCAGGGUUGAGACGCUGGUCCGAUAUCCCUAAUUUGUUCAUAGUCAAGAUAUCUGAAAACAUUAAUGGCAAGGCUAAACAAGAGGAUAAUAGUCUUUUGCUUUCAUCUCUAAAUAUAGUUGACAUGAUCUUAAAUUCCAAAAACCAGUCUAAGAUGACUUUGGUGAUGCAAGAAGUACCUUUUGAAUCGUUGCUUCGACAUCUUGAGAAGUCGGAUGAACGUGUUUUACAUAGUGUAUUAACAGUUAUGAACUCGUUAUACGCGAAAGCUUCAGACCAAGAGAAAGAUGCUAUUUUGUUGACAAAUUUCAAAUGUUUGCAGCAUCUACAUUCAACUCCAUUUCGAAAGGCUAUUGAAAAUACUGUUUUACGAAAAUCGCGUCAGUUAGAUGUUGGAGUUGAACAACAGUUAGUGGUUAUUCAAAGGAUACUUUUGAAUGAAUUAGCAGCUCAGGCGCGUUGCGUUCCUUCCGAGAGUGACAUAGAGAGGUUGUUUCACAGCGAAGAAGCUUUUUUUUUUUUGAAGGGAAUGAAAUGUUUUGGAUUGGAAAGAGCCGAUUUAAAUCGCUCACCCGGGGGGUCACGGGGUCGGAAGGAAGAAAUGCCUCAAUUCGCUGCUUCAAUCUCUCGUACUCCACCUGGAAUGUUAGCUGUUAAUUUACUCUCGUCGUUACUAUUACCGCAUUCAGAUUCGUUAACGAGAAUUGGGAUGGAGUAUUCUUCGUUAGUCGAGGGAAAUUCAUGGCCGUUUUUAGUAGUAUCAGUGGAACUAACACUUAUAUUAAUUGAAGUUUUGCAUGUGAUGAAUGAACCAGUAUUUUGUCUUGUUUAUGCUUUACGUAGCUUUAAUAAUGCUAGACGGUUCAACCAUCGUUUAGAGGAAGGCGACCGUUUACAUGUGAUGUUGUUUAAAAGUGACCGCCCGUUUGAAGAGCUUUUCGGCACUUUUAUACGAUUAUUUCAUCGGACUUGGCGAGAGAUGCAAGCUUGUGAAGUAGAUGUACAAAAGGUACUUUCUGUAGUAAAGAAACAAGUCGAAAUUGGUUUUAAGGAUAGACCAGAAACUAUAGAAAAACUUGAAGAAGUUUUUACUGCUCAUUCUUACCCUCAUAUGCAAGCGUUGUGGGAAAAGGAACGCAAUGAAAAGGAAGCAGAAGACUUGCAGAGCGAAGCAGUAAAGGAGCUACGAACUUAUUUAAGGCCGUCGAUGGAAGAAUUAAUUAGAAAAAAUAGGAAAAACGUUUUGAAAAAUGGAUUUACUUUUAGAAAAAUGCAGGAGCAUAAAUCAUUACAAAAAGGCCAACAAUUUUGGCACUGGAAGCUUGACAUGAGUGAAAAAACAUUAAUGUAUUGGGAUUGCACCUCACCCGAUAAUAUUUUACCCGUCGAUCCACCAACAUCAGUGAAUAUAGCUGUUUCGGAAAUAAAGAGAGUUAUUACUGGUGAGGAAGUAGGCGACUCUACUGUUCAUUUAAAAAGCAAGAAGCAUUCCGGAAUUUGCGGUUUGACGAUAGAAGUAGGGGAUAAGCCAGAUAUUUAUUUUUUGGCAACUUCGGACGAACAAGUAAUUAAUGCGUGGUAUGAUGGAAUAAAUGCUUUAAUAGGCUCUGACAAGUUGUCGGUUCAGGCGCAACAGCAUGCAGAAUUAUUCUUGAACAUCGAGGUCAAAAUGCGUUUGCUUGAAUUGAACUGCAUUCCUAACCAUUUAAAUUUGCCUUCCUUGCCGACAGAUCUAGAUUGGGCGAAAGCACAAUAA
This is a messenger RNA of Enterobius vermicularis (human pinworm), 2361 nucleotides long. Lineage: Eukaryota; Metazoa; Nematoda; Chromadorea; Rhabditida; Oxyuridae. The record is from the annotation of a GenBank genome assembly.